AUGCAUGUUCCACACCUCCAUCAAGCGGUCAUCCUUGGUAUAGUGUUUUAUGCCGUAAUCUCUGUUGCUGUACCCGUACCCUGGCCAGUAGAUGUUGUUAGUGAAGCAGUUGGCAUUGCUAAGGUCGACGCGGAAGCCCAGCAAGGCCAUGCCGCCAAGAGGCGCGGCAUUGAUGAUAACAUUGGUGAUGUACUAAAGAGGGGUGGCUCAGCAGGUCAUAGUAUCAAGGGUAGCGACUCUGUCUCUGGCAAUGGUGGAAAAGUGACAUUCGAUGUCAAGGGCAAUGUCGAAGGCGGAGUUUUUGGUGGAUUUAAGCAGGGAGACCUUAAUGUUGGAGGCGGCGACAAGGUCAAUAAGAAGAACGCCAACAAGGCCCUCCUCAAGCUCAGCAACGAGGGAAGCAACACGCAAAACAAGAAGAGUGGUACUAGUAAGAAGGGGAGUAAGAAACCCAACUAA
Molecule: messenger RNA, 459 nt
Organism: Colletotrichum spaethianum
Lineage: Eukaryota; Fungi; Ascomycota; Sordariomycetes; Glomerellales; Glomerellaceae
Exons: 2
Coding region: 1-459 (152 amino acids)
Source: RefSeq, a predicted model, not a curated record